This is a messenger RNA of Chroicocephalus ridibundus (black-headed gull), 4437 nucleotides long. Its product is annotated as heme-binding protein 2-like. Bases 170 to 985 code for a protein of 271 amino acids. The record is from RefSeq and is a predicted model, not a curated record. Lineage: Eukaryota; Metazoa; Chordata; Aves; Charadriiformes; Laridae. Gene Ontology annotation, molecular function: heme binding. The transcript is spliced from 5 exons.
CGGGCAGCCGCACAUCCCUCCCUCCCUGCCGGCAGGGUACUGCCCCGGCGGCAGGCGGGCAGAGGGGGGGGCCCCCUCCGCCCUCAAAUCCCUGGGCAGGGCGAGCCCUUCAUAAAGCGGCGCGGCGGCGGCAGCGCGCCCAGCCCGCUCCCCGGCUCUGCUCGGCGCGAUGGAGACGGGCGGGUGCCGCAUGGGCGGCGCGGAGCCGGGCGGCCCGGCCAUGAUCACGCUGGAGGACCUGGACGGGAUGGCGCAGGAGAGUCCCGAUUCGGCGUACCACAGCAACGGCAGCAGCCUGGAGGAGGAGGCCGAGCGGAUGGAGGACGAGGAGCAGGAGCGGCUGCUGAGCUACUGGCAGAGCGUGGGCAGGGGGCACCAGGUGGACGUGCCCCGGGACAUGGCAGAGCCAAUUCAGCAGCUGACUCGGAACAACAGCCCCCAGGAGAGACAGACCAUCCCCUUCACUCUCAUCCACCGCAAAGAAAAGCUUGGAGAUCUGCUUUAUGAAAAACGUCAGUAUGGAAAAGCCAAAUGGGCUUGUAUAAAAAUGAAAGAAAAACAGUAUGAACAGAGCAUAUGCCUUGGAUUCAUGAAGCUUAUGAGGUACAUUUGUGAGCAGAAUUCCUCAGGACUGUACUUGGGGAUAACAAUACCCAUUGUGACCAUAGUCCAUACAAAUGAAUCUCAAUCGGAGAUGACACAGGCAGUGACAGUAGCGUACUACCUGCCUGAAGUGCUGCAGGACGAGCCACCUCAUCCUUUUGACUCUGACAUAAUCAUUGAAGAAUGGCCUUCUACUAUUGUUUAUAGUAGGAGCUUCAGAGGAAUCACCAAUGAAGACUCUAUAAUGAGAGAAAUAAACCUGUUGGCGGAAAUUCUGGAGAGUCCCGAGUUAUGUUUGCAGGAUACAUUCAUCAUUGCAGGAUAUACAAAUCCAGCUGCUGCCAACCGACACAAUGAGAUAUGGUUCCUUCAGAGACCAUAGCCUCCCCUUUCCGAUGCUUGUCACUCACAAGAAUCAGUGCUGAUUUACAGGUGAAAUCACGUAAGGCUACACAUCAAACCCUCAAAGAUUUUAGAAAUGUGGCUUUUGGCCAGUUUAGCAAGGCAAUCACUCCAAUUUAAUAAUCCAACAGAGGUAACACCUGGAACAUACAAUUUCCUAUGUCAACUUCUACAGUUUUUACACAAUUUUUAUGGAGAUUUUUAGCACUUUAAAAGUUAGUUCACCUUAUCUUUACAAGGUAAGGCAGACAGAGACCUCUCUCCUUGUCCAGUUAUUAGCAGCUCUAGACUGCUUGUGGCCUGGGACAGUCCUAGGGGAGAUCCUGGAGCCCCUGCCCUGGGCACCCAGUGCUGCACCAGCUACACAAAGACCCUCUUGGGGCCUUCAGUGGGACACGUUAGAACCACCUCACACAUGCAGGCUAUGCUGCAGAAAAAGAAUGUUCAGGUCUUAAUCUCUGAAGAGAACUACCAGAUAUAGACCACUGGGAUUAAACCAAGGAGUAAAACUAGACCAAUGCUGACUGCUUUUUAUGUCAUCAUCUGUGGAGCAGAGAUUCUUAAUGCUUACCUCAAAAAGCAUUCAACCAAAGUACUUCUAACCUUGAGAAGAGACCAAAAAAGCAGAACAGUCCUAAUGCUCAUUGAAGUUUUGAUAGCAAAAGUUACAGGUUAUCUUAAUCACACACUCAUAGUAAUCCCACGGCUAUAUUUGGCAUUUCUAAAUACAAAGUGGUAAUUCUUAACUCUUCAGUUUCACAAACACUUUCAUCUUAUAACUUUGCUAAAUGUUAAAACAUUACAGCUGAAGUAAUUCGUUCAGUACUUUUUACACUUGUCUGGCAGUACCACAUUAUUAAUGUUAUAAUUGAUACAAAUAUUUCACAGAAAAAAAUUUCAGCUCAAAGUGACCUCUGGCAGUCGCCCGGUGCAGCUCUGCUGUGCUGCUGGCAGAGCGGGCUGCUCAGGGCCUCACACUGCUGGAUUUUGAGCACCUCCAGGGGUUGGGAGCCUGUAACCCUCUAGGCCCCAUUCCAGUAUCUGACCACCCUCACUGUGAGAAAUUUUUCUUCCUAAUACCUAAUUUUCCCUGUUGCAGCUUGUUUCUUUUAUCCAUAUGAUAAUUCUUGAAGUAGACAACUGCUAGUCUAGCACGCUGUGAUCAAAAGACAAGCCCACGUCAUUCUCCAUGCAUCAGGAGGCCUGAAAGCAGCACUCACACUUUGCUGUGUUCUACAGCUACAGAGCACCUAUUGCACUUUAGAAUCGGGGUAGCAAACAGUUUUGCUCUCAAAAAUCCCUUCCUAAAGUCUCCCCUCACAGACAUGACGGUAGAGUUUAACCUUAACAGAAUUAAAUGUCUUUUUAUAUAAAAAUUCAUUAAUUAUAUCACCAGCGUUAUUUAUUGAUUAUAUGAUUUAGGCUCUAAAUAACGCUUUUGUGUUACUGAGUUACAACAUACAAGACAGCACCCAAACCAGUGUCUGUUAGCUUACAGUAGCGUUAAUUGGCAAACACAAUGGAUUUAUGGAGUACUUCUGACUGAAUAAACACACAGGUCUCAAGAACUUUAAAGCCUCCGGGUUCCACAAGGCUCUCCGCUGCACAAAAUUGACUUUAUGCUUAACCUCAAAUCUCUUGCAGAGCAGCAGGAUCAGGGCGGACUGGCUGGCCCUGCUUAAGCAUGCCUAAGGCGCUCUCUCGUGGUGGCUGCCCUCAGAGACGCCUUGGGGAGGCAGCAAGAAGGGGAAAAGGAAAAUAAAAAAUAAAAAAAAAAAAUAAAAGAGAGAGAGAGAAGGUUUAAUUUCAACGCAAACAAACUGACACAGACCGGCAGGUCCGUCACAGACCUUUGUAUUGCCACAAAUUAAUGGGAUGUUAAACUGAUGGGGGGCAAUCUCAAAAAAGACUGUGGGAUUGGGGGCUUUCUUAUUCCAACCAGAAAGCUACCAAAUCCAGUUUGCGAGGUGACAGCAGAAAUGUUUGUGCCAGUUGUGGCCACAACUAGGAACCACUUUGUCUGAUGUGCCAAUUCAGAUGCACAUCGAAGUAUUUCUUACUGAACAGAACGAGACAAUGAAGGUACCUGUCAAGUCUUUUAUUCCUCUCCAUUUGUUCAAGAUACAGGAUCAUAGCCAGGGAAAAAAAUUCAGACUUCCUUUUCAAUAUGUUGAAUUGUUUCUUAUUUGAUUUUUAUUUAUGUUGCUUCUUAUUUAUUUUUAACACUUCCUCAGAUUGUUGGAAAUACGAGCCAGUAUUAAAGUGAAAGCUAACAAUUUAAUGGAAAACAUUAGUUUUUAAAAACUGAAUUGAGUAGAGGGCCCAGGGAGGCAUUAAAUAACGGGUUCUGUUUUGCCCUCAUCCCCCACAAGAUUUUUAUAAGAGCAAAUAAAAACAAUUUUCACCUUUGACAUGAUUUUAUGGUAAAAUAAAGAAGUUUCUGCAAUUUGAUUGCUUUUGCCAGUUAUAGAAAUUAUUUUAGGCUUUAGCAAAUGUCAAAUAGCUAUUGGAAGCAGUUAAAUCCUCUCACCAUAAAGUACCAGUUUGUACAUACUUUGCAUUUUAAACGUCUAUCGCAAAAAGCAUUUGCUAUAUCUUAUGUCUCUUUCCAUAGGCAAUCUUCACCUAAAUACUUCUGUGACUCAGCUACUUGUGGGUAUGUUAUAGAAACAUUCCUGUUACUGAAAUAUAAAAAUAAGGUAUUUAUCUGAAUGUGCUGAUAUCCUAACCGCAGCAAAGUGUUCAGCGUUGUUUUAUGUAAAACUGUGAAUUCCAAGAUAGUAUUUAUUUUGACUUAUGUUAGACAGCUUCUGCUGCUGAGAAAGAACCAAUUAAUCUCGAGUUUGAAGAUACACUUUAUGGCUAUGGAAUAUUGUACCAACUUCUGUAACCAGCCCUCACAAGCAUGGGCACAAAGAAUUGUGUUUUUUCAUUGACACACAAUAAAAUUUACUUCAUAGUUACACCACUGAAUGCCAAGGAAACGUUACUAUUACUCAGAUACAUCACUUGAGAAAGCUUGAAAACAUUAUGUCAAGCUUCAUUAUCUAACUCCUGUUACCAGAACAGGUACGUUGUUAUCCAUCUGUGGCUCUACCCUGUAAGCCAUUAAUUAAUGGAUUUUCAUUUUUAAUUUGAAGUUAUUUGAUUUCCACUAUUCAAAGGAGAUAAAAAAACAGAAUUCACCCAUAUUUUUGGAAGAUUAAAUGACGUAGCCUUAACAGAUAAAUGUUGUCCUGCAUACUGUGUAUUUUUCAAACAAGCAUUAGUGCCUAAAAAGUUUAUUCCAGCUAUUGUGAUACUCAGGGCCUUGCUUAUUGUAUGUAUACAAAUAUAAAAAUAAUUUUUCUGGCAUUGUUGCAUUGUGCUGUUUUACACUGUCCUUCAUUUUCACUGAAAUGUCAUCUUGUUUACUGUUACUGUUUAUCAAAA